Hylaeus anthracinus is the source of this 5769-nucleotide messenger RNA. RefSeq names its product poly(A) polymerase type 3 (gene hrg). Gene Ontology annotation, molecular function: poly(A) RNA polymerase activity; RNA binding. The record is from RefSeq and is a predicted model, not a curated record. Bases 484 to 2307 code for a protein of 607 amino acids. The transcript is spliced from 12 exons. NCBI's taxonomy places the organism in Eukaryota, Metazoa, Arthropoda, Insecta, Hymenoptera, Colletidae. Gene Ontology annotation, cellular component: nucleus.
ACGCCAUGUUUAUACUGUAGGUGGUGUGGUGCGGGUAUACGUGUGUCCAUUAUUUUCAAGUAAUAACGUUUAAUUAUUUAUUUACACGGUAUAGCGCGGUACGUAAGUGUCCUGUGCGUCAAGUGCAUUACAGUUAAUAUUGUGUGGGAUCACUUUCCGUUAACGGUACACGGAAUAAUCGAAAAGACGCGAACAAUCUAUGACUUAUGGACCUUCGUUUCUGGGAAUUUCUUUGCUACCUCAUAAAUUGUUUACAAGUUGUUCACGCUAGUUUAAGGCUAACCAGAGCAUCGUGAACGUGUUAUUUGUGCUAGGAGUACAAUUUCCUUUUCAGGAAUCGUCCGUAAACGUUGGAUAGACGUAAUGCACCCUUACUACGAGCAUUUGCGUGUUUUAUAACCUGACAACACGUUCAAAAGUUUCUCUGUCUUUAUCAUGUCAUAGCAUCUUUGACAAAAUAUUAAGUGAUUUCUAACAAAAUUAAUGAAUGCCAAAAUGUGGUCUUCGCAAGGUAAUAACUCAAACUCCAAUGCUCCAAAUGAAAGAAAUCUUCGUACAUUGGGUAUGACAUCUGCUAUUAGUGUAGCAGAACCAAAACCUAGUGAUCUUACAAGGACAAAUGAAUUAAGGGAAGCAUUAAAACCUUAUAAUGUAUUUGAAUCAGAAGAAGAAUUAAAUCACAGAAUGGAAAUAUUAAGCAAAUUAAACACACUUGUGAAGCAGUGGAUAAGGGACACAAGUAUUGCCAGAAAUAUGCCACCCAAUGUUGCUGAACUAGUUGGCGGUAAAAUAUAUACUUUCGGUUCAUAUAGGUUAGGGGUACAUCACAAAGGUGCCGAUAUAGAUGCCCUAUGUGUUGUACCUCGUCAUAUCUAUAGGUCGGAUUAUUUUUCAUCCUUCUUUGAGUUACUGAAAAUGCAAGAAGAAGUUACAGAUUUAAGGGCAGUGGAAGAAGCAUUUGUACCAGUCAUAAAAAUGAAUUUUGAUGGUAUUGAAAUUGAUAUGUUGUUUGCAAAACUAGCUCUUAAAGAAAUUCCUGAUACAAUGGAUCUUAAAGAUGAUAUGCUUCUGAAAAAUCUUGAUCAGAAAUGUGUGAGAAGUCUUAAUGGCUGCAGAGUAACAGACGAGAUACUACGUUUAGUACCUAAUAUUGAAAAUUUUCGGUUGGCACUUAGAGCUAUUAAGUUGUGGGCAAAACGAAAUGGCAUAUAUAGUAAUGUGCUAGGGUAUCUAGGAGGUGUAUCUUGGGCAAUGUUGGUUGCAAGAACAUGUCAACUUUAUCCUAAUGCUGUUGCGGCAACGUUAAUAGAAAAAUUUUUCCUUGUAUUUUCUCAGUGGAAAUGGCCACAACCAGUUCUCUUAAAGCAGCCUGACAAUGUUAACUUAGGUUUUCCAGUGUGGGAUCCAAGAGUAAAUAUAUCAGAUAGAUAUCAUUUGAUGCCAAUAAUUACACCAGCAUAUCCUCAACAAAAUUCAACAUUUAACGUAUCAGUUUCAACGAGAACCAUUAUGCAAGAGGCAUUUGAAACUGGGUUGUCCGUAACGGAAGAAAUUAUCAUGGGGAAAGCAACGUGGGAUAAGUUGUUCGAACCUCCGAACUUCUUUGGCAAAUACAAACAUUACAUUGUAUUACUUGCUAGAAGUUUGGCAGCAGAGGAGCAACUUGAAUGGUGUGGGCUUGUCGAGUCAAAGAUACGACAUUUGAUAGGUACACUGGAAAGGAAUCCCCACAUUACAUUGGCCCACGUAAACCCAGAAGCAUUUCCACCGUUAGAGGCAGAACCGGAGGGCCACUGUUCCAUGUGGUUCAUCGGCUUACUAUUUGCCAAAAGUGAAAACUUGAACGUCGAUUUGACAUACGAUAUUAAAUCCUUCGUAGACUCGAUUCAAAGGCAAGCGGAACAAUUAAACAUGUUGAAGGAUGGCAUGUGGAUAGAAGCUAAACAUGUGAAGCGGAAGGAUCUACAUACAUAUGUUUCCACCAGUUUACUCAAGCGCGAAAGAAAAGUCUCUGGCAGUGUACAUAAAAAUGGAAACAUUGCUGGUAAUGGAAACAGUGGUAGUGUCUCGCCGCGGAACCCAGGAGAUACAGCGAGUAGGAAGAGAUUAUCGGAUCAGAACCCGGACACGUGUGGAAAGAAACGAAGAGUCAAUGACGCCGAGCCGCAAGUAACACAGGGAGAAGAUGGAUCGUUAGUGGUUCAAUCUUGUGGAGAAGAUAGCAAUUCCGGAUUUAGCUUGGAUGAAUACAAACAAACAUUGACAGCUACAAAGGAUGUAAGACAUUGUACAUAUAAUGAACAAUAAUCACCAUAGAACAAAAUUAGGAUGGGCCUACCGGUGCAUCCACAGUAGCACAGGAAGGAUACGUUUGCACUUGACCACUGCAGGAUUACUACCUCACAUCGAUUCACAGAUGUUCCUCCGGGCCAUCUAGACUGUAAUCACAUCUCAUGCAACCAUCCACUGCCCACUGUAAGUCCCCCGUUUCGUAAAAACAAAGCAACGUCAUGCGUUGGAGAAAGCUACCCGUUGGAAUCAAUCGAUACACGACUGUGUGACAGACGCUCUGAUUUUAGUAUUUAUAAACAUCAACAGUCAAUGAGAACGAUUACGCUACGAGUUAAUGAUUGUGCCAGUGUCUGUGAUGUUACUUUUAUCACAAACCGCAUAGCAAUUUGGGAAUUCAUAAUUGAAUAAUUAGAAAUAAUACGAAACUUAGGUCCAUCACUACCCGUUAAUAACUUUAAUUUUAUAUUUCAUUUUGUACAUAUCGCUUGUAAUGAUUUCUAUUUACGAAAUUAUAAACAAAAUGAGGAAAAAAUGAUUAAGGUGACGGGUCUGGAAAACAGUUCGUGUUAUCGCGUUGAUACGUCAAUAUAACCAACGGUAUUUUGAUUAGAAAGAAGCCUAUAUUAGAAUUUUCGAUUAAAAGGAAAAAAAUUAAUUAAAAAAAAAUUAUAAAGGUUUUAGUCUUACGAGGAUGAAACGUAUUCUUGUAUAAAAAAAAAGCGCAUUUGUUUAAUGCAUUAGUAGAUAAAGUAUAAAAAGAAUGAGGUACGUCUAAGUUGUAAAUAAUUCGUGCACCUUGUUAUUCUCGCGUCGGUGUAAAAUACAUGAAACUAUGUAACUUUGAGUUUGAGAAAGUGUAAUCGUAAUAUGAUAAUAUGUUUUACUUGCUUCAGUUAUUUAGAACAUAUAUUUAUGAUAACAUUACUUAUUAUUAUUUAUAAUAUCUAUGCUAAACGGAUUAUUCAAAUAUCAGUUACUAAAUGGAGCUCAAUUCCGAAGCAUACGAUAUUGUUAUACUUUCGCGUAAUCGUAAGAUUCUUUUCUAGUUUUGUAUCGUAUCCGUAACCACUCGGAUAAUGAACGAAAAUCACCGACACUGGCAUGAGAGAUUUAAUGUUUCAUUUACAGAGAACAAAAAAAAAAUGAAAACAAAACAAACAAGCGUCGUAUAGUAUAGAUUCGCUUCAUGGUUACUUAGAAACUAUCUGUAAAUGAAACAUCCCUUAGAAAGCCAUUGACUAUUUUAUUGACGAUCGUAUUACGUAAAUGAGUUUCGUAUUGGAGUCGCUUUUUAGUUUUUAUUCACAGAAACGAACGUAUAGCUUUAACAAUGCAACAAGGGACUGGCAUCUGGAUUUAUCAAACCAUCGAUAUCACCUGUUGGUGAGUUUUUUCAGGUGUUCGACUGCCUUCAGUCCCCUUCAGUUCUAGUUCUGUAUCUUAUACUCCUGAUCCUGAUUUUCGUCUUACGAAAUCCCCUUUUCCUUUCUCGAAUUAUCUUUGUGUUAAAGGCAUGUCGGUCAUCGAAUGUCUCGAGGUAUUUGAUGUUCACUCUCUAAUACAUGUACAGAUAUAUCGAAACGAUAAUUACAUUCGAAUGUGUAGCGACCAUCGUACCGAUGAAUCAAGUAUGCAGACUCCACGAAAUCAAGUACCGCAUUCGAAUACAAUUUUUGUACAUGUACAAAGAAUCUCAGUUCUAUCAUUAACACCACGACACGCCACUUUUACCAUAAAUUGUACAGUUCUUUUUCACCUCAUGCCUACAAAGUUAUUGUCAUCGCACGUCGAUACGUUGCAUAUAUUUCUCGAUUAUAGCGAGAUUCGCUGUGAGUCUGCACGAUAUUCGAUUCAAGACGCGUUACAGUACUUUGCGAAUACUGUAGUUAAUUUUAUUCAGUGGUCAGGGACCAUUUCGUUGUUUGUACAUAUAUAUAUUAUAUUCGUCAUAAUUUUGGAAUAGUAGUUUCUUUCGUUUCAGGGCUUAACCGAUCGUCAUCGUUAUUAGAAUCGGUAUACAUUCUCCUUUCAUGUUUUGAGCCAAUCCAAGUAUAGAGCAACGAAGAUAUUAUACCUAAUAUUAUUCAACCAAUUAUGGUCUAUCGAAAAAUGUUUUUCUUUUCUUUUCUUUUUUUUUUUGCGUUAUGAUUUAUUGCCUUAUUUAUGUUGAAUUUUAUCAUUCUGUUACAGUAACUACUCUGUGACUCGCGAAAUAUGAACAUGAGAAACCUUUCCAAAUCUAGACGAAUGUAGUCAGUGUACCAAUUUUGUCGCGUAAAUUGAGAUUUUCUGGCCCUAAAUAAAUGAGUCUCUUAUGCAAGAAUAUUAUUCAUUCUACGCUCCACUUAGAACGUUUUACCCGGUUGUAUGGACACUAUUCUACAGUAUGGAUUAACGUUCGCGUGGUUAUUAAAUUGGACUUUGCAUCCAAGUACUUUAAUCUUGUAGGAGAAUUUAAUCUAACGGUUGAAUUGUACAACAUCUUUUGACGUAUACAAUACAAAGACGACAAUUGAUCUCAGCCAGAAUGUAACUGGUUAUCUUUCAGAGUAAAAUGAUGAGAAUGAAAGAUCAAAGGUGACCUAAUAAUGGUGCAAUACGUAAUCCUUUCCGAAAGACUUGUUGAUUAAGCGUAGACAUGAUUAAUUGAAAAUUUUAAAUGAGUAUGUUGAGAUGAAGUGACUGAAAAAUGGAAAGUUUAGAUUGUAGAGUUAGGUUUUAUUUGAUGAAAUAUACGUUUCGGGGGCCAAGUAUGUUCGAGAGUAUAUUUUGUCCAGAGCCACGAAUUGAUGAAUGUAUUGGUUUGUAUUUUUUUCGAAAAAUCAUGCCCUUGAUCGAAACUUUUUCGUUUGAAGCGAAUCGAAAUUUAUAAAUGAGAAUAAAAAUCGUGAAUGAUUUUAUUGAAACAGUUUUUACGACGAAAGAGCGUAAGAAAUAAUUGUCUAUAUUUGAAUGGAGGGAUACAAAAUUCUGAGUUGUCUAUAGACUUUUCGAUCGUUCAAACUCUCCUCUUUGAAGGUUCUUCGACAUCUAUUAGUUCCUGAAAUUUGUUUUGAAAUUCUAGACUUUAUAAAGAUACGAUAUCUUUAUUACCCUCGAUAUAUGAUUAUUGUCCAAUUAAUAUUAUAGUUAACAUUUUAUCGCCAUAUGAUUUACCUAUUAUUAUAGAUUUAACAAUAGUUAUUAUUAUCUUUAAUAUUACUCUCAAUUAUUGCUAUUAAUAUUUACUUUCCUAAUAUCGAAAUAAAACAUCUGCGAAAAGCAGCGAUACAAGUGAACCGUUGGUUCGAUAUUUCUUUUGAAAGAGGAAACCUGAGAGACACGUGGAUAGUACAGUAAUCCCUUGAUAUAACAACAGAUUUCGUCCUCGAUAAAGCGAUACAAAUCAUCCCCAAACUACUUUUUUUCUUCAAUAAUCGCAAGUCACUCGUCGACUUGUUUAUCUGGAUCAAUAAUAAAAAUUUAAAUAUUUAUUGA